This is a messenger RNA of Vespa velutina, 1874 nucleotides long. It is a transcript of the gene Rox8, whose product is annotated as nucleolysin TIAR-like. NCBI's taxonomy places the organism in Eukaryota, Metazoa, Arthropoda, Insecta, Hymenoptera, Vespidae. Gene Ontology annotation, molecular function: RNA binding. The transcript has 4 exons. The record is from RefSeq and is a predicted model, not a curated record. The coding region runs from base 423 to 1607 and encodes 394 amino acids.
CUGUUAUGAAAUCCGACGGGUGAUACAAAAACACGUGUUCUUUACUACUUUGUCAAAAAAAGUUGCACAUUAGAAGCAGUGAUUUAAUGUCAUAAAGCUUUCCCGUGUUAUAUUUAAAAACGUAAAAAUUCGUUAUCAUAUAUUAAGAGAAUUAUUUGGAAAAAUAUGUACAUUUAUGCCGAUGAAUAAAGGGAAAGUGAUUGUGCAGCAGAGCGGCCAUUUUAUGUUAGUAUGACGUAGAGGCUGGGUGUAGCUUCGCGUUCAACCGUCCGUUCCUUGGAAAACGCGAGAAAACGAACAUUCUGAUGCUGGGGUCGAGAUAGAUGCACUUCGAGCCCACUGGAGGUGUAAAUUGUAUAUUAAGUCGACACAACGUAAGAAAAGUAGUAAUAUAAGAAAGUAAGUUCCCCAAUAGAGCGAGCAUGAGCGAGGAAAGUAAUCCACGAACGCUGUACGUGGGAAAUCUAGACGCUUCGGUGUCGGAGGACCUUUUGUGUGCACUUUUUUCUCAAAUUGGUGCGGUUAAGGGAUGUAAAAUAAUACGGGAGCCAGGAAACGAUCCUUAUGCUUUUGUUGAAUUCACGAACCAUCAAUGCGCGGCUACGGCACUAGCCGCCAUGAACAAGCGAUCAUUUCUGGAUAAGGAGAUGAAGGUUAACUGGGCGACAAGCCCUGGAAAUCAACCAAAGUUGGACACAAGUAAUCAUCACCACAUAUUCGUGGGUGAUCUCUCUCCGGAAAUCGAAACGGAAACAUUAAAAGAAGCGUUCGCCCCGUUUGGUGAAAUCAGCAACUGCAGGAUCGUACGUGAUCCGACUACAAUGAAGAGUAAAGGAUACGCAUUUGUAUCCUUUGUGAAAAAGUCUGAAGCAGAGGCAGCGAUAGCAGCUAUGAAUGGCCAGUGGCUUGGCUCACGAUGCAUUAGGACAAAUUGGUCUACUAGAAAGCCUCCACCUCCAAGAUCAGAAAGGCCACGACACUCAAACAAUAGUAAACCUAAUUAUGAAGAGGUAUAUAACCAAAGUAGUCCGACCAAUUGUACGGUAUAUUGUGGAGGUUUUACAAAUGGAGUUACAGACGAGUUAAUAACGAAAACGUUUUCACCAUUUGGUACCAUUCAAGACAUAAGAGUAUUCAAGGAUAAAGGUUAUGCUUUUAUCAAGUUUACAACUAAGGAAGCAGCAACACAUGCCAUAGAAUCUACACAUAAUACAGAAAUCAGUGGUAGCAUUGUCAAAUGCUUUUGGGGAAAAGAAAAUGGUGAUCCUAAUAGUGUGGGUCCUAAUGCCAAUCAUCAAGCUCAACAGGUUACUACUGGAGCUGGUCAAUAUGCAUAUGGAUAUGGACAACAAAUGGGCUAUUGGUACCCACAGGGUUAUCCACAAAUGCAAGGACAAUUUCUCCAACCAGCUCAAUAUUAUAGCCAAUAUUACGGACAACAGUAUAUGAACAGUAUGAGAAUGCCUGCCCCUGGUGCUGGUACAUGGCAGCCUGCACAAGCAACUGCUGCACCACCGACUGCAACUGCCCCAUUGCCACCUGGUCAACAACCGACAAUGCAGAAACAGAAGAAGGACAUAGUAUGGCACCUUGACUGCGAUAAGUGAUAUCGAACGAAAAGAAGCCAAUUUCAAGAACUUCUCUAUGAAUAAAAUAAUAAUAAUCAGUGGAAUCGAAGGAAGACGUAAAAAAAGUGUUAUAUAAAAAGUAAUUUAGGUACAGCAGGGUGAUUAACCCUCGGAGAUGCUUAGGAUAAUGUUAUCUUAUAAUAAAAACAAAUUGUCCUUUGAAUGAAAAAAAGGAAUAAAUAUUUAAAAUACACGACAUUCUGUAUUCUUUUGUAACCUACAUUAUUAAAACAUAUUUUAAUCGUA